Soboliphyme baturini is the source of this 531-nucleotide messenger RNA. The record is from the annotation of a GenBank genome assembly. NCBI's taxonomy places the organism in Eukaryota, Metazoa, Nematoda, Enoplea, Dioctophymatida, Soboliphymatidae.
AUGCUGCGUUUCUUCGCGUUGCUGCUUCUCGUUGGCUACUUGGAGGCGAGAACCAUAGGGGAUACCAUAGAAGGUGGAACUAGCGAUACCAUGGAUGAAAGUCAAUCUAUAAAGGUCAACGUUGGACCAGGAGGCGGACUUUUAAAUUUGAAACAACCUGGCUGCACAACGUGCGUAGAAGGGCAGCCGAUACCGUACCGUUCGGGCAACCUGUUCAAAUACCAGUCGAACAGCCUAUGCCAGUACCUGUACCACAGCCUGUUCCGGUGCCCGUUCAACAGCCUGUUCCAGUGCCCGUCGUACAGCCUGUUCCGGUGCCUGUUCAACAGCCUGUCCCAGUGCCCGUCGUACAGCCUGUUCCUGUCGCACAACCUGUUCCUGUCGCUCAACCUGUUCCUGUCGCACAACCUGUUCCUGUUGCACAACCUGUUCCCAUUGUACAACCUAUUCCAGCUCCAGUUGGACCAGGACCGAUCGUGGCACCUCCAUGCUCAGCUUGUGGCAGUAAUAAAGGUUCGGUUGUGGCGAUAA